This is a messenger RNA of Fundulus heteroclitus (mummichog), 1687 nucleotides long. RefSeq names its product butyrophilin subfamily 3 member A3. The coding region runs from base 187 to 1386 and encodes 399 amino acids. The transcript has 10 exons. Gene Ontology annotation, molecular function: protein binding. The record is from RefSeq and is a predicted model, not a curated record. Lineage: Eukaryota; Metazoa; Chordata; Actinopteri; Cyprinodontiformes; Fundulidae.
UGCGUCACCGCCGGAGGAACCCGAACUUCCCCGAGCAGCUGAGCCAGACUGCCGUGUAAACAAGGUCAGACUGCAGCACGCACAGACCGGGCUCCUUCGCGAACAGACCGCUGGCGUUUCUGGCGAGAAGAAAACCGAACAAAAUCUUCUCAAAUUGAAGGACACGGGCACACACAGCAAGCCAAGAUGAUGCAGUGUUUCCACUUCAUGGUCGAGCCGGUCAAAACCUGGACGUCCAAGAUCAAGGAGUCGAACAAGAGAGCAAAGAGAGAGAGGAAGGAGCCUCUGGAUGAGGAUCAGCUGUUUGUCGCUGGGCUGGCCAAAGACCUCAGCCGAGUCUGCCAGAGAUCAGACGUCCUGGAGCACAUCUGGAACCAAGAGGACACUUGGCCGUCCCCUCUCUGCCAGGCCUUCAUCCUGCAGUGGGCAUCCAUGCUGGAGAACAAGAGGAAACUGAUGCAGACUGAUGGCUGGCCAGAGAUGGGCGAGGGAAAGCAUCCUGAUCUGAUUAACGAACAGGACCUGGAGCAGGCCAAAGCAGACGUCCUUACCUGGAUCAAGGACCUGAGGGCUCAGCCUGAGCAAAGCGUGUGGCCCGGAGAACCGGUGGCCAAGAUCCUGGAGGACCUGCAGUCAGCCUGGCGCUGGGGGCGUGUGCCCAAUCUACUGACCGCUAUGGAGUUGGUUCUGUGGACUUUAGUGUCACAGCGACCCGAUAAGGACACCAUCCCGCAGCAGUGGCUUUUGUGGAAGCAGAGAACUCAGAAGAUUGGUGCCGUAUCCUACAUUCCUCAGCCAGUGUGGGACUGGAUUGGAGACGCUGCAGUGGAAAUAAAUCUGGAUCUGGACACGGCCAACCCCGACCUGCUCAUCUCUGCCGACGAGAAGAAGAUGCGGUGCGGCUUCGAGCGAAAAGAUGUCCCCAACUACCACCAGCGCUUCGACGGCUGGUGGUGCGCCGUCGGCAUGGACGGCCUGGCCUCCGGCCGCCACUACUGGGAGGCGGAGGUCGGCGAGCGCGACUGGCGGCUGGGCGUGGCCAAAGAGUCGGCGCUGAGGAAGGGCUUCAAGUCCCUGAACACUGACACGGGGUACAUGACCCUGCGGCUGGAGAGGGGCACCGAGUUUAAGGCCCUGACGGUACCCUUCACCGCCUUGCCGCCCGGCCUGAUCCCCCGUAAGGUGGGCAUCUACCUCGACUACGACAACGGCCAGCUGUCCUUCUACGACGUGGACAAACACAUGCACAUUUACACCUACAACGAGACCUUCACCGAGAGGCUGUACCCGCUGUUUGGUACGGUGGAGAUCGUUAAGGAUCUGGUGAUCCGGUCUCCGGCAGCUAAGACCCACUGUCUCUGCCCCGCAUCCUGCCUGUGGGCCUAGGUUUCCCCCGGUCAGGUUUUCCUGUAAGAAGAGCCAGUAAACACUACAGUAGAGUAUAAGAAGCUAGACUAGCAGGGAUAUCCUGAUACAAAUGACCAUCCAUGUGACCACUCUGUAUGCUGCUGCUGCUGCUUUAAUGUUAUCGCUGCUACUAUUUUCUCAACAUAGAGUUAGAGCACCGCCCGCUGGUCUUAUGUUUUCAGACAUUUGAGCAGAGACCCCAAUGUUAAAAUCUCCUGUUGUGCAAUACUAAUAUGAUAACGAAAAUGCACUUCUGUGAAUAAAGAACAGACCAAACCCA